This is a messenger RNA of Darwinula stevensoni, 955 nucleotides long. The record is from the annotation of a GenBank genome assembly. Lineage: Eukaryota; Metazoa; Arthropoda; Ostracoda; Podocopida; Darwinulidae.
AUGUCCAAAGUCGUUGUUCUAGCUCUUCUGGCUUGCUCCCAGGCCAUACCCGUACCUGACGGUGCUCAUCAUUCCUCACACCAUCAACCCAAUCCCGACACCGAAGGAUAUCCUGUAUACGUUCCUCCUGCCAGUACCUACCAGGCUCCUCAACCUGUUUACCAGGCACCUACCCCCGCUCCUGUUCCUGCCCCGCAGCCGACCUACGAAGCGCCUCAGCAGGGAUAUGCUCCAGUCCAGCCCCUUGUGCCUGUUCAAAUCCACUACGAUUACUCCUUCAAUGCUGCUGGUGUCAAGAAGCCCGAUGCAGGUUCUGGAUACGCCCCUGCUCAGGGAUAUGCCCCCCCAACGAACACCUACCAGGCUCCGCAGGCUGGUUAUGCCCCUGCCCAGACUGGCUACGCGCCCCAGGGUUACGACGUCCCCGUUCAAGUUUCAUUCGAUCAAAUCGUCUUGAGCGGAGAGAAUGGCGGACAGGAAGGCUAUGCUCCGGCCCAGGAGGAAGGUGACGUCACUGGCUAUGCUCCUGCUCAGGGAUAUGGACAGGAAUCCAAUGCUGAUUCCCCGGCCAAAUACCACUUCCUGUACACAGUAAACGAUCAGACUGGUGGGGAUGUUAAAGGACAUGAGGAAACUCGUGAUGGUGUCUUUGCCCAGGGAAAGUACUACGUCCUCCAACCUGAUGGCAAACUCAGGACGGUGAAUUACCACACGGACGAUUGGGGCUUCAAGGCAGACGUUUCUUAUACUUGAAUAAGUUGACAGGAUUCAGAUGACAUAGGUGGAAUUAGUGUUCUUUUAACGGCUGACGUCCUCGACUUCUCAAACCUCUCUUGUCAACGUCUCAUUUUUAUGCAUGAUUUUGUCACUGGCCUCGUACGUUCCGUGUCGCAUGUCUCAAGUUUUCAGCUUUGUUUUUGUUUCCUGUUGAAAAUAAAAAUGAAAAAGGAGCAAA